This is a messenger RNA of Carassius gibelio (silver crucian carp), 1714 nucleotides long. RefSeq lists its product as uncharacterized. Bases 191 to 853 code for a protein of 220 amino acids. The record is from RefSeq and is a predicted model, not a curated record. The transcript has 8 exons. NCBI's taxonomy places the organism in Eukaryota, Metazoa, Chordata, Actinopteri, Cypriniformes, Cyprinidae.
AUUCCCAAUCCAGUAGGUGGCAGGAAAGGCGUCUCCAGGUUCAGUGCGCAGUUCAGUCUGAUGAAGAAGAGAAAUCUAGGCGUCCCCCCUUCUGUGUGUGCUGGCUAACACGACGCAAGCUUUGUCUUUUCCACAUCUUUUCCUGGCCUCAGAGCUAUCAACCCACCGCUGACCACUAAAGACACCAGUCAUGGCUGCCGAGCCCAACUACCGCCGGACAAAGCCAGGUGUUAGAACAGCUAACCUUGCUAGUUCAAAUGGAGCUGUUGGACCCUCAUCACAGAUUCCAGGUUUAUCUGCGAAUGCCGACAUCACUCCUGAAGAAAAAACUAAAGGAGGAAGACGCGUAGGCGUUCAGGCCUCCGACUCGGAUUAUGUUAAACUGGCAAAACAAGGAGGACAGAGGGGUUUGCUGAGUCAUGAUGACCCUGUGGAAACUAAACCUAACAGUUCCUACAAACCCUCUAACUGGUUCUCUGGCGCACCUGAUGAUCAAGAGAGCAGCAGUGAAGCAACUACCCCUGAUGGAAACGGCAAGUCUAAAGUUGUCUUACAGCACCUGGAUCCCCCUUUUGGAACUGAUAACUGUUCAGCCUGGGAUUCUGGUAAAAAGAAUGUAAACCAAGCUGCAUCGGAGAUGCAGAAGCUCUCCCUUAGCCAAAAAGAGAUUGGGGAAGCCAACAAGUUCAAAAAGAUAUCCCAUGAUAAGAAGGGGGCAGCUCCAGUGAACAUGUCCAAACUUUUAGGUUUUGGUUAUAACGAGGAAGAGAAUAAAACUCUCAUUGAUGAUGAUGCUUCAAGCAUUACCUCUGAGCAGACCAGCACCAUGGCACCAGAGGAUCAACUGGAAUAAAACUGAUGUCCCCUAAAACCCUUCUUCAUGAAUUGUUGCUCUCUCGUAACCACUAGCUUUGCAUCAGCCACCCACUCUCUGCUUUAUGCAAAAACACUUUUUAGUCAUCUGAUUGUUUUCAUUUUGCAUUUUUAUCUAAAUGACUAGUCUGCGUGAUGCUCACAUAUCUAUGGUGCUUGUGAUCAAGAUAACUAUACUGCAAGAAGGAAGGAAUAUUUGUAAGUCCCUAAAUGAAAACUACAGGGUAUAUGCACCACAAAAUACAUCUUAGGUGCAUGGAGCAUUGAUACCAAGGAGCUGAUUUUCAUACUAUUCAUUCUUCACUUGCACAUUAGUGAUCAUGGCGCAAUGAUGUGCCAAAAACUUUAAGAAAACUAAAGAUAGCAUACACAUAGCCAGAUAGGAUAUAACUAUGCCACGUUAAACAGCUGUUUCUCACCUCAAACUGUCAAUGGAUAUGACAAAAUGUGUAAGCUGCAAACUUUUACUACACUUUGCAUGGCUGUUGUAAACAUUACAGUAAGUCUCUGGUUUGAACACUUUUGAGUGUUCUUACGGCCCAGUAGUUAGCUAGUUGAGUGCACGAUGAGCACACAAGAAGGUAACCUUAUAAUAAAUGAUUAUAUGAAGUGAGGAGGUGCCAUUGGUAAGGAUUUGAGAAGAGGAAGAGGGUUCAGGGAGUUUGCGAUGGUGAAUGUUGUUGUUAGUAUUGAUGUGAUAGUAAAUAAUAAUCAGCGAUUCAGUUGUUCUGGUGUUCUACGCUGUAUAAUUUAAUGUUUCUUCCUUCUGAAAACAAUGUUUACACUUGCUGUCAGUUAAUAUCUAUAAAUGAUGACUAAAUAAAUUUGCAUGUGCAUAAAA